AUGAACUGCCCCUCACGAACCGACGAUACUCUCGAACACCCGGGCUGGAACCAGAACCCGCCGCCUCUGAAUGCCGACGCAACAACCCGGGAGGACUUCAACGGCAUGGCCAAUUCCAAGGUCCACAGAGGGCAUACAACCGGGGUGGGCGAAGGGGGCGGCAUAUCGGUGACCGAAAGCCCAUCCCCAGCCCCCGACAGUAGGGACGAGCCACCCCUCAAGGCGGGCACAGCCGGCGGGGCGAUCUCUGCAUACUCCGGGCAUCAGCCCGAGAGAAACAGUGAUUCGCUUCGCCGUGUCUUUUCAUCAUUCCCACACAUCUCUACAAUCCCCUCUCGUGUCAUUCAGAGUCUCGUGAAGUUCGCCCGUUUCGUUGGACCGGGAUUCCUCGUCGCCGUCGCCUAUAUCGAUCCUGGAAACUAUGCUACCGAUGUCGCAGCCGGUGCGGACUUCCGAUACGCCCUCCUCUUUAUCGUCCUUCUGUCGAACCUUUUUGCGAUCUUCCUGCAGUCGUUAUGCAUAAAGCUUGGGACGGUGACGGGGUUGAACCUGGCGGAAAAUUGCAGGGAACAUCUCCCCAAAUGGUUGACGAUCGUCCUGUAUAUCUUCGCGGAGGCAGCUAUUGUUGCGACGGAUAUAGCAGAGGUUGUUGGCUCCGCAAUUUCCCUAAAUCUCCUUCUUAAUAUACCCCUUGUUGCCGGCUGCGCCAUUAGCAUUGUGGAUGUCCUGUUCAUCCUCAUCUUCUACAGACCAAAUGGCUCCAUGUGGGGUCUACGGCUGUUCGAGUUCUUCGUCAUGGCCCUUGUACUAGGAGUCGUCAUUUGCUUCUGCAUCCAGCUCUCUCUCAUCAAAGAGCAGUCAAUUGGAGACGUCUUCCGUGGCUAUCUCCCAUCAUCAGCCAUAGUUCAGUCCAAUGGACUAUACCAAAGCUGCGGCAUCCUCGGCGCAACCGUCAUGCCGCACUCCAUGUUCCUCGGCAGCGGCAUCGUGCAGGCGCGCCUCAAAGAGUUCGACGUUAUCUCCGGCUACGCAGACCCCACCGCAUGCAUUGGCAGCACAAACGGCGAAGUCGAGUACCGUCCGUCCCUACACGCCAUCCGCGGCUGUAUGAAAUACUCCAUCAUCGAACUCGCCUUGUCCCUCUUCACCUUCGCCCUCUUCGUCAACAGCUCCAUCCUCAUCGUCGCCGGUGCCUCCCUUUACAACUCCCCUGCCGCAACCGACGACGCAGACCUCUUCGGCAUCUACGAUCUUUUGUCAAGUUCCAUCUCCAAAGCCGCGGGGACGGUCUUCGCCCUCGCCUUGCUCCUUUCUGGCCUCUCCGCUGGCAUCGUCUGUACUAUGGCCGGCCAGAUGGUGUCCGAGGGCAUGCUCAACUGGAGUAUCCGCCCCUGGCUCCGCAGGCUCAUUACCCGCUCCAUCAGCAUCAUCCCCAGUAUCAUCAUUGCUGGAGCCGUAGGCAAAGAAGGGCUCAACCAAACGCUUACGGCUAGCCAGGUCGUGCUUAGCGUUAUCCUGCCGUUCGUCAGCGCGCCGCUUGUUUACUUCACCUGUCGAAAUCGCUACAUGACUGUCCCUGUGGAGCGGGUGCAUGCUACGGAUGCAGAUAUAGAUGAGCAGAACCAACCUCGGGCCCCCGCAGAGGGGGAUGACGGCGGUGUAGUCAUUGCAACUGAAGGCGUCAAGAUGGGCAACGGCUUCAUUACCUCGGCCAUUGCCGUCGUUGUCUGGUUGGUUAUCGCGGUUAUGAAUGUAGCUCUGCUUGUGCUUGUAGGGAUGGGGAAGGCUUAA
Molecule: messenger RNA, 1791 nt
Organism: Aspergillus mulundensis
Lineage: Eukaryota; Fungi; Ascomycota; Eurotiomycetes; Eurotiales; Aspergillaceae
Product: NRAMP family metal ion transporter
Exons: 3
Coding region: 1-1791 (596 amino acids)
Biological process (GO): intracellular manganese ion homeostasis; iron ion transport
Cellular component (GO): membrane
Molecular function (GO): cadmium ion transmembrane transporter activity; manganese ion transmembrane transporter activity
Source: RefSeq, a predicted model, not a curated record